GUUGAAAAUAGAAUGACAACACCCAGAAAUUCAGUGAGUGGACCUUUCCCAACAGAGCCUACAAAAGGACCCCUCGCCAUGCAACCUGCUCAAAGAGUAAUCCCUAGAAGACCAUCUUCACUGGUGGGCCCCACACAAAGCUUCUUCAUGAGGGAAUCAAAGGCUUUGGGGGCUGUCCAGAUCAUGAAUGGCCUUUUCCACAUUUCCCUGGGGGGACUGCUGAUGAUCCCCACAGGAGUUUUUGCACCCAUUUGUUUGAGUGUAUGGUACCCUCUGUGGGGAGGCAUUAUGUACAUCAUUUCAGGAUCACUCCUGGCAGCUGCAGCAGAGAAAACCUCCAGGAAGAGUUUGGCAACGAAAGUGAUAAUGAGCUCUCUAAGCCUCUUUGCUGCCAUUUCUGGAAUAAUUCUUUCAAUCAUGGACAUACUUAACAUUACACUUUCUCAUUUUUUAAAAAUGGAGAGGCUGGAACUGAUUAAGACUCCCAAGCUGUAUGUUGAUAUCUACAACUGUGAGCCAUCCAAUUCCUCAGAGAAAAACUCCCCAUCUACACAGUACUGUAACAGCGUGCAGUCUGUGUUCCUGGGCAUUCUGUCGGUGAUGCUGAUCUCUGCCUUCUUCCAGAAGCUCGUGACAGCCGGUGUUGUAGAGAAUGAGUGGAAAAGAGUGUGCUCCAGGCCCAAAUCUAAUGUGGUUCUGCUGUCAACUGGAGAAAAAAAAGAGCAGACAAUUAAAAUGAAAGAAGAAAUCAUUGAGCUAAGUGGAGUAUCUUCCCAACCAAAGAAUGAAGAGGAAAUUGAAAUUAUUCCAGUGCAGGAGGAAGAAGAAGAAGAAGCAGAAAUAAACUUCCCAGCACCUCCCCAAGAGCAGGAAUCCUUGCCAGUGGAAAGUGAGAUCUCUCCUUAAGCUCUUUUUUAAUAAGCAUUAUUGUCUAGAGAGCUUCCAAGACACGUAGUUACAGUCAUCUCUUGUGGCCUUCCACAAUCUGUUCUCCAUAUUUCCACAGCUUACCCUUGCAUAGAGAAGCCACAUCUAGAUCUCCUUCACAUUUGAAGAAUGCAGUGAUUAUAAAAGACUGCCUUGUUUCUUGCUUAGGGAACUUUACAAUGGCAGAAAUGCUGAAGAAUUCAAUUCUCAUUCACCUUUUCCUUGGAUGGGUGUCUCAGUAGUGGUAAUGCUUUUUCUCCAUUUCCUCCAUCAGCAGUUACAGCAGAGGGAAAAGACACACGACUGUUCCGUUCAUCUCUGAACUCUGACUCCUUCUAAGUUUUUAGUGGAGUCCCUUUUGCAUUAUUGUUUUAAGGAAAAUAACAAUAAUAAUAAUGAGAGGAAAUGAACCGCCUUUAUGCCUGUGGGGAAGGCACAAAAUGUGACCUGUUCUUCAAGCUUCUGUAUCCCACUUGGGAAGCUGCAAAAGGCUUAUUCCUAAGCCUGUCUGUACAAAAAGCAUAGCUUACACAUAAGCAAGUCUCUGUGUCUUAACUUUGUCCAGCUCCAGUUUCUUGGCCUCUGGUCACACAGUGUAUGUACUUGUAUUCUUUAGUCAGGAGAAGAAAGAAGGGUGGGACAGAAAUGUCAUCAAUGGGUACCCAGAUGUCAAAUCAUAAGCAACAGCUGUGCUUGCAAGAUGCUUUCCACAUGACAGAGUAGUUUAUGAAAUAGUUUCAUUUGGUCUUUCAUGACCACAAAAGAAUCCCUAUCACUAUUUUACAAUUAAGUUGAAAGUAAGAAGCAAGCCAACGUAUUCUAUGACAGUUGUAGGGACUUGAGUCAGACCCAGCUCUUCAAAUUCUAGUGAUGUUUGAAAUAACCAAAUUAUCUAUGCUCAUAUGUCUGCAUAAGCUAUGUCAAAGAACAUACUCUAAGAGCAAUGCAUUGAGUCACAAAAGUUAGAAUUGGAUUUGACACCAUAUGAAUAAAAAUACCUAGGAUCUUACAACAUUUGGAAAAUUAGUCAUGGCAUUAAUGUGCAAUUAGCUGGAAAUUUAUUAAGACUCACUAUAAAUGCAUCUUAUAUGCACUAUAAAUGACCACAAAAAGAAGAUCACACUUAGAAACAACACAAUUAAAAUACCAAAUCUCGGGCCACCAUACUUUCCCACCCCUGUUCGUGUGUGGAGAUGCUAGCUAGCACCUGACCUAGAAAUACUAUUAGCCUAAGAUCUCGCCAUAACCUAUCAUUCAGAUACCAUGACCAGUCUACUUCUAGGCAUGAACAAUUUGAGUCACACUCCUUGGAAUAUUUCUACUUUAUUGGAGGCUACUGGUGGGAAAUAUUUUUUGUAAUUACAAAGAAAAUGGAAGUAAAAUUUUUACCCUUGUGGUCUUCAAAA
Messenger RNA from Rattus rattus (black rat), 2333 nucleotides. RefSeq names its product membrane spanning 4-domains A1 (gene Ms4a1). Gene Ontology annotation, cellular component: plasma membrane; external side of plasma membrane. NCBI's taxonomy places the organism in Eukaryota, Metazoa, Chordata, Mammalia, Rodentia, Muridae. The transcript is spliced from 6 exons. Gene Ontology annotation, biological process: cell surface receptor signaling pathway. Bases 13 to 906 code for a protein of 297 amino acids. The record is from RefSeq and is a predicted model, not a curated record.